Molecule: messenger RNA, 5276 nt
Organism: Triplophysa dalaica
Lineage: Eukaryota; Metazoa; Chordata; Actinopteri; Cypriniformes; Nemacheilidae
Gene: kcnk1b
Product: potassium channel, subfamily K, member 1b
Exons: 3
Coding region: 444-1457 (337 amino acids)
Biological process (GO): potassium ion transmembrane transport; stabilization of membrane potential
Cellular component (GO): membrane
Molecular function (GO): potassium ion leak channel activity
Source: RefSeq, a predicted model, not a curated record
UUCUAGCCUACAGCUUUAAUUUAAUGUUGUUUUUACUCAUCACACAAAAGUAACAAAACUGACCUGGGCUAUUGUACCUCUUAGAUCACAACAAUGAUUUAAACACAUGAGGUUGUUAAUCGUCAAGCAGCGUCACUUGCUGUGACGCUCUUUCCCCUCUUUGCUGUUACCUGGUGGGCGAGAGUCCGUGACGUCACGUCCCACAGCUCGCCCGAGCUCUAUCUACCGCCACAUCACCCGUCAGUUCACGCGCUCUGAAAGCAAAGGAAGAGAAACACACGCGAUAUAUAGAAAGGCGCGUACCAGCGAUAACACUGCAUUGGUCACAACUGAUUUCCGCUUUGAAUUGUGCGCAGCCCGUUUAACCAAAAGACAUUAAGGAAACGUCUAAAUCGGACGACACAAGCCCGACAUCAUUAUAUGAUAUAACCGGAACGCCGAAGAUGCUACAAUCCCUCACCGGUAAUUCGUGCGUGCGCUUGAUCCAAGGCAACAAAUCUGCCUGGUAUUUUUUCUUUCUGGUGCUCGGUUAUAUUCUCUAUCUGAUAUUCGGAGCGGUCGUGUUCUCUUCCGUGGAGCUGCCCUAUGAAGAUCGCAUGCGCCAGCGGCUACUAGGAAUCAAACGACAGUUCCUCCAGGAGCAUCAGUGCCUGUCCGAGGAGAGGCUGGAGGAGUUUCUGUCCAAAGCGUUCGACGCGAGCAACUAUGGGGUGUCCAUCCUCAAUAACGCAUCUGCUAGCUGGAACUGGGACUUUACGUCCUCCCUGUUUUUUGCAAGCACUGUCUUAUCAACCACAGGAUAUGGUCACACGGCCCCUCUGUCUGAUGGCGGAAAGGCUUUCUGUAUCAUUUACUCUGUGAUUGGCAUUCCCUUUACCCUGCUCUUCCUCACGGCUGUGGUGCAAAGGAUUAUGGUCUUCAGCACAUGGCGACCCAUUAUGUACAUACACACACGUUGGGGUCUUUCCAAACCGGUGGUGGCGCUCAUUCACGCAACCCUGCUGGCAGUUGUGGCGGUCUCCUGUUUCUUCCUCAUCCCUGCUGCUAUCUUCUCUGUUCUGGAAGAGAACUGGAACUUUCUGGAAUCAUUUUAUUUUUGUUUUAUUUCACUCUCCACCAUCGGCCUGGGUGACUAUGUGCCUGGAGAGGCUUUUAACCAGAAGUUCAGAGAGCUCUACAAACUUGGAAUCACUGUUUAUCUUCUCAUUGGCCUGAUUGCCAUGCUGGUGAUGUUGGAGACCUUCUGUGAGCUGCAGCAGUUAAAGCAACUGAGGAAGAUGUUUUACCUGAAGCAGGAGAAGGCUCAGGACCGCCUGUCCAUCAUGGAGCACGACCACCUGACCUUUACCUCUAUGGCGGAUGGUUCUGUUAAUUCGCCCCAGGAGGAUAAAAACGAGACAUUCGGGGACUUUCCUGUCCUGACCUCUCCCGGUGGUGACGACCCCAUGAUCAGAUAAAUGUUUUGUUGUUUAGAAACCUCAAUCUUUAGCCAAGGGGUCUCCAACAUGGGGCUUGCUGGUGACUGGUACAGAGCUACUGUCGGGAAGUCCUGUAAGAAGCAUUGAUGAUGUCAACCGAUAUGGCAUCAUUUAUUUAAAACCAUAAAUAAUUGAAACAUCUAAAAUUGGUUAGUGUAGUACGCUAAAAUCUAGUACGCUGCUUGCGGUUAAAUUGUCUUGUUUUCUAGGUCGAAGCGUAAAUCUUAACAUUAAAGUCUACGUUUAAAUAAGUCCUUUUGCCUCGUGCCCUAAACCUGACCUGAUCCUCUCCAGAUGUAUAUAUAAAUGUCAUGAGGACUCAGUAUAUGCUGUUGGAGACCCCCUUGCCAUCAGACACUGUAGAUGUUGCACAUUAUCUUAAAGUUGUAUUUCAGACUUGUGUUAUCAGCCUUGUGAAUUUGCUAACAGCUUUGUGAGUGUAAAAAUCUGCUAAAGUGGUUAAAGAAUCUGGCAAUCUUGAAAUCCUUUUGCUCUACUACGUAGAAAUGUUAUUGGAGACUAUAAUGCACUGUACCGCAGUAUAUACUGCCGACAAUUUAGCAGUUGUAGCGUAAGUGUAAAAGCACAAAUCUAACCCUGGACAACAAAACCAGUCAUAAGUAGCACGGGUAUAUUUGCGGCGAUAGGCAACAACAAAUAUGGUCAAACAGUCAAAAUUAUCAAUGUCAAAAAUUAUAAGGAAAUUAAGUAAUAAAGAUCAUGUUCCAUGAAGAUAUUCUGUACAUUUCCUACAGCAGAGGAAUCGCGAACAAAAAAAAGGCGGAAAGACACCUACAAACUUCAUUCACUGCUGCCCACUCUAUGAGAACUACCCAAGUUUGGUAUGUCUGUAAAGCUUAGAAUUUGCGUUUUCGGGUUCAUCUACUGUCCACAACGUCCUUUCAACGAUAAGAGUUAAAACAAAUCAGUAACUAUACUUGCAAAUAAUACAUCAAUGAAUGGAAAGCUUUCAGAUGAUCUUAAAAUCUCAUUUUCAAAACAAUUCACCCUUAUGACUGGUUUUGUGGUCCAGGGUCACAAAUUAGAAAAUAAAAAAUUCAUUCAAUUCAAUUGAUUAAUCAUUAAUGUAAAAUCCCCAAAUUGAGAAUUUUAAAUCCAAAUUAUGGCAAUGACUGCAAAUGUAGAGGAUUUACACUGCCAUUCAAAAGUUUAAAGUCUCUUGACUAAAAUGUUUUUCAUGAUGUUAAAAUCUAUUUAAAGGACAUUUUGUUUGCCUGAAAUUAGUUGUGUGGCAAAAAUAAACACACAACAUUAAUUUCCUUCCUUACAAAACAAAAACUAUUUAGAAUUUGUAACAUCAGUUACAUCUAAGUUCCAUAGCUGGUGCAUUAGUUCUAUAGUUUUGAUAAAUGAUAUCUUAUUCAAAAAUGCGAACUUAUUGUAAUUGAACCAAUGAAUGGUAGUGUAUUCCUACCAAACUAAACGGAGACAGGGCUUUCAGUACGGCACAGACAAUAAAGCUGUGGUGCCCACUUUAGUGUCAAAUGAUUAUUUCUCAAAUGAAUAAAUGUAAUUUGCAGUUUAGCCACCAUCUGAUUUCCGCCAAUGCAUUAUUAAAUAUGUUUAAAUUAAUCGACAAUCGAUACGGUUGACCUAUAUCAAAUAAUCAAUCGUUAAUCAUUUUUAAUAUCCACAACACAAGUAUGAUGAACAGGUUGUUAAUAUAAGGGUCUGAAUGCGCCUAAGACAAUGUUUAGGAAACUUUUAUCUUAAGGGAUUUUUAUUGAGAGAAAUUAUAGACAAAAGAAAAAACACAUUUGAAUGAAUGUGAAAAAGGAGAUAUGCUUUUGACAGUGUGAUUUUCUGAAAGGGAUAUUUUACCUAAGUCUAUAAUGCUUGAGAGAGCAAGUCAGUCUCAGUUUACAUGGAUUUUUAAAUCAAAAGAUUAUGGCAGGUCCUAUGUGAUAUUAAAACACACAUUCAAUUGUCUACAUUGACCUGAGCUACUGAGGUUUAAGCACAGUGCCAUUACCUAGACUUGAGCACUGUGUCGGCAUUAAGGGCAUAGCACUUAAAUGGUUCCAGUCAUAUUUGAGAGACAGAAGUUUCUCUGUUCACCUUGGUGAUUUCUCGUCAUCUUCUGCCCCUCUUUUUUGUGGCGUUCCCCAAGGGUCAAUAUUGGGCCCUAUGCUGUUUUCGUUGUAUAUGCUGCCCUUGGGGUAUAUUUUUAGAAAGCACAAUAUUUCCUUCCAUUGUUACGCGGAUGAUGUUAAAAUUUGUUUGCCUGUCAAAACUAAGAACAAAGCUUCUUUUCAGUCAUUAUUCAAUUGCCUGAGAGAUUUAAAAAUAUGGCUGGAUCAGAACGUUUUGUGUCUUAAUGAAAAGAAGACUGAGAUUGUUGUGUUUGGUCGUCCUGGGGACUUGAGUGCUUGUGUAGGUGCAUUGGGUGAUUUGGGCUUGAAUGCACGUCCUUUUACCAAGAAUCUCGGUGUGAUUUUUGAUAGUGCUCUUAAGUUUGAAAAACAAAUUAGCUCUGUCGUAAAAGCCAGUUUCUUUCAAUUGAGACACUUGGCUAAAGUCAAGCCUUACCUUCCGCGUAAGGAGUUUGAAUGUGUAAUUCAUGCUUUUAUUCCAUCAAGGCUAGACUACUGUAACUCUUUAUAUGUUGGUGUGGACCAGUCAUCUCUUCAACGUUUACAGCUAGUCCAAAAUGCAGCAGCUCGACUUUUGACUGGGAUAAAAAAGUAUGAGCAUAUUACCCCAGUAUUAGCUUCACUACAUUGGCUACCUGUUUGUUUCAGGAUUGAUUUUAAGAUUUUAUUAUGUUUUUAAGAUCUUAAAUGGACAAGCGCCUGUCUAUUUAUCUGAGCUUUUGAAUGUACCUGUAAGAGCACUUUGGUCAUGUAAUCAGAUGCUUCUUGAUGUUCCGAGAACUAGGUUAAGAAAUAAAGGUGACAGUGCUUUUUCAGUGGUGGCACCAAACUUGUGGAAUAGUCUACCUGUACAUUUAAGAACUCCUCAGACUGUUGGAAUUUUUAAGAUAUUUAAGACACACCUGUAUUUGGCUUUUAUGACAGGCUGAGUGGAGACAUUGCGAUGUUAUUAUUUGUAUUAGUAUAUGUGUGUAUAUAUAUAUAUGUGUAUGUGUGUAUAUAUAUAUAUGUGUGUGUAUGUUUUUAUAUUAUAAUUAUUACUAUUACUCAUUGUAUUCACGCUACUUGUGUGUUUGCCUUUGUACAUUGUGAAGCACUUUGGUCAACCAUGGUUGUUUUUAAAUGUGCUAUAUAAAUAAAAUUGAACUUGAACAUACCAAAAGAAACUUGAUGAAAAUCUAGAAUUAAAGAAUAAUGGUAUAUUAGUAUUAUUGGUUGAGUGGGUAAGACUUUUUUGUUUAGUAAAUACAAAAACUUGUUCUAUUUUUGAAACAUGCUUGAAAUGUUGUUUACAAAUCAUGUAUAUUUGUAUGAUAAGAAUAGUUCGAUAAGUAUAAGGGACAUAAUCUCAUAAUCUGCCUUUGUGUCUGUAUAGGGAUUAUUUGGACAAAACGCCAUGUCUUUACACAACAUGCUAAAUCCAAAUUUAAGCAAAGGAAAUGUGAAUCUGCUGAUGACAUAUUUAUUGUGUGAAUAAUGAAAUGGAUUGCGAUGCAUUCUUUGUGCUUGUUUGCCUUUCUGUAAGAUUCUUUUUUUAACAUUGUAUCAGUGCAGCACAGAAUCAUAUAUAUUUGUUAAUAUUUCAUGUAUUGGUAUAUUUAGGUAUACAUAAGGAACAUAAACAAUGUUAUAUGUGCAUGAACGGUUGUGCAUGAACGACUAAAUAAAUGCUUUUUCAUUCGCA